CACCGCGGAAACGCCGCCACGACCUUUCGUGCAGUAAGCACGCUGCGAUUCCCUUUAUAAUGUGCAUUUCAAAUGAUUUAAGAGGGAAUUAAGUGCGAGUGUGACUGUGGAAGAAAGCUGAAUCGAAAUGCUUCGUUGUUCUCUGGUAAUUUGUGGCAGGGGAGCCGCUAAAAGGUUCGCCUCGUCGUUCUCUGGUGAGAGCGCUCUGCCUCCAAACCUGCUGCUGCCCGCAAACCUUGUGGAUCCUGCCAGAUUGAAGCGACCUCCUCCUCCUGCAGACUGCUCCCUGCCUGUUCUGAGGAAGUGUGAUGCUGUCAUUCCCGCCCAUCUGAGCCCCGUCCAGAUGUGGGUGGACACUCUGGAGAGGUGGGACAGCGAGCCGUUGGGUUUGGCUCAGCUCCACCCGGAUGUCUUUGCGGUGCCUCCAAGGCUCGAUAUUCUCCACGAUGUUGAAAGAUGGCAGAGAAACUUUAAAAGAAUUAGUCACGCCAGCACAAAGGUCAGGUCAGAAGUCAGAGGUGGAGGCAGGAAACCAUGGAGACAGAAAGGAAGCGGAAGAGCGCGUCAUUCAAGCAUCAGAUCACCGUUAUGGAGAGGAGGUGGGGUGUCUCAUGGACCCAGAGGGCCGACCAGUUACUACUACAUGUUACCCAUGAAAGUCCGAGUGCUGGGACUCAAAGUGGCUCUGAGCUCCAAGAUGGCUCAGGACUACCUUCACAUCGUGGACUCUCUAAACAUCCCCACACCUGACUCUCAGUACCUGCUGGACCUGAUCAAACACAGACACUGGGGAGAGUCGGUGCUGAUAGUCGAUGUAGCUGAAGAGAUUCCUGAAAACAUCCUACAGGCAACAGCAGGUUUGAAGACAGUGAAUAUCAUUCCAGCCAUUGGUCUGAACAUCCACAGCAUGCUGAAACAUGAAUCCAUCAUCCUCACGCUGGAAACCGUCAAGUUUCUGGAAGACAAGCUGCUUUGGCACGACCAGCGUUACACGCCUCUGUACCCAUUCAAACUGCCCUACUCCGAUUUCCCCUAGAAGACACAAACUGGCCUGUAAUUUAUUCACUGACUGCAGUGACACAGAUGUUUUCUUUAUGUGUUUAUUAUGUUUAACAAAAAACAGUCAUCAAUAAAUAAUUCCAAUGAUGAAAAAUAAAAAACAA
Chelmon rostratus (copperband butterflyfish) is the source of this 1163-nucleotide messenger RNA. RefSeq names its product mitochondrial ribosomal protein L4 (gene mrpl4). Lineage: Eukaryota; Metazoa; Chordata; Actinopteri; Chaetodontiformes; Chaetodontidae. The transcript is spliced from 9 exons. Gene Ontology annotation, biological process: translation. The coding region runs from base 128 to 1036 and encodes 302 amino acids. Gene Ontology annotation, cellular component: ribosome. Gene Ontology annotation, molecular function: structural constituent of ribosome. The record is from RefSeq and is a predicted model, not a curated record.